UCACGAAAGGGAGAAGACUGCCGGUGAGGGGGCUUAAGGGAAGGGCCACUCGCAAGUUGCGUCAGUUUAGCUGGCUGGGUAGUGCCUGAACAGAAAGCAGAGACUAGGGAGUCCGGUGCCAAACCAGAUCCCGGAGAAGUGACAGACGGUGGACUCAAGAGGAGAAGGCGAUAUUACAGACAAUUCCUCAUCACCUCUGAUUACAGUAUCGCUUAUCAGUUCCUGACAGAAAUCAGGCGGUUCCAAGGGUGUCUGCUCUACACAGCUUGUAGCCGCGUGCUUGCCAAAGGGAGGAAAAGUAGAAUACACCGGCGGAAUCAUGCCUAAAGGAGGUAGAAAAGGAGGCCACAAAGGUCGGAUGAGGCAGUACACUAGUCCAGAGGAGAUUGACGCUCAGAUUAAAGCAGAACAUGAAAAGGCACAGGAAGCAGAGCUUGAAGAAAGCGGACAAGGUGCUACAGGUGACCCAACCAAGGAGCAAAAGGAUCAUAGUUCAGAUGAGAGUUCAGAUGAAGAUGAUGAUGACUAUCAGCAAAAGCGCAAAGGUGUGGAGGGUCUGAUCGACAUAGAGAAUCCAAACAGAGUAGCACAGGCCUCCAAGAAGAUCACUCAGGUUGAUCUGGAAGGACCUAAGGAGUUGUCACGAAGAGAGCGGGAAGAGAUAGAAAAGCAAAAGGCAAAGGAACGUUACAUGAAGAUGCAUUUAGCUGGAAAAACAGACCAGGCAAAGGCUGACUUAGCCCGUUUAGCAAUUAUUAGGAAACAAAGAGAAGAGGCCGCAAAGAAAAAAGAGGAAGAACGGAAAACAAAAGAUUCAGCACCGGCAGGAGCAGCAAAAGGAAUGCAGUCACUGUCCCUUAAUAAAUAGCCUGUCUCACAAGGAAUAGCAACUACGGUAUCCUGCGUCUCUCAAAUUACUUGACAAAUCACCUCCCUUCUCCCCAGCAUACCACCUCUCCAUUAAGUUGGCACAGAGUUUCCAGCCCAGGCUACAACAGUCAGAGACUGGAUACACACUUAUGCAUAUUAUUGAAACACGGAGUGUUUUAGGAGCUUGUGCUCUUCAAGGGAGGAAAAUAAAGAUUGGAAUUCAAAUGAAA
Spea bombifrons (plains spadefoot toad) is the source of this 1100-nucleotide messenger RNA. It is a transcript of the gene PDAP1, whose product is annotated as PDGFA associated protein 1. Lineage: Eukaryota; Metazoa; Chordata; Amphibia; Anura; Pelobatidae. Gene Ontology annotation, cellular component: cytosol. The coding region runs from base 320 to 868 and encodes 182 amino acids. The transcript has 6 exons. The record is from RefSeq and is a predicted model, not a curated record. Gene Ontology annotation, molecular function: RNA binding.